AUGCAGCAGGACUUGUCCGACGACGAGAGUCCGCGAAGGGGGGAUGUGAGAAAGUACAAGCCCGAAAUGAGCAUGGGCGACGACGAUACUUGCAUACAUCACACUGACGGCGACAUGGGAGGACGUCGUGGAGCAACGCUUACGUGCCGCAUCGUAUGCCACACCAUCGACAAGAAGGAAAGCCGCAAGUUCCGGCGGUCGAUCCAUGCACGUCCUUACGUUAUUACGUUUAUCAUGCACGUAAUGGACUCGGAGGACACGAGUACUGUCAAGCGAACGUACCUGCAGUUCAAGUCUCUGCACAAGCAGCUGUGCAAUAAGUACCCCCGAGCCCACAUUGUGCCCCUUCCAUCGAUGAAACUCAAUCGCUACGACAGCCGCUAUAUCGAGCAAAAGUACAAGGAAUUGGAGCGAUACAUCGAUAAUCUGUUUGCCCUGGACACCAUUGCCUCGUGCGACUUGCUGCGCGGCUUUCUCGACGACUGCCCCCUUUCCGACGGCACUGACGAAGACGACAACGACCAUGACGACGGCCUCGACGUCCGGGAGUCCACCACCGUCCGCAUCCAGCGCGGUCAAUCGUACUCGAUCAGCGUGAAAAUUCCAUGCGCCGGCGCCGACGUGUCGUUUCACUUUUCGACCCAAAAGUACGACGUUGGGUUUACAAUCACCCUCAACCACGACCAUGUCCUGCACAUGUAUUCGAAAGAGCAGGCGUUGAAAGGCACGGUGACGUGUCCGACCAGUGGCGUGUGCGUGCUCACGUGGGACAACUCGUUCGUGUGGCGCCGAUCCAAAACAGUCACGUACCGCGCCGACGUCGUCUUGCCAUUCCACAUGCCAAGCUUGAAUGGCCUGCCUGUGGACGUCACCACUGAACCGUCGACGACGACAUCGCCCCCCACGGGGUAUAUUGAACAAGUGCGAAGCCAUUCCAUGAUCAUGUCUCCGCGUCGACUCGUUAGUCGCUCCAUGUCCAGAAUCGGGUGGGCACACGGCAGCGAUGCGUUUUGCAUCAAAGCGGGGCCGUUGAUCGUCCAGCGGCGCCACACGCUCAUCAUCAAGGCCGGGUUCGCGUCCGUACAUAAAUGGUACCGCAAGUGGUUUACAUUGGACGGCGCCCACGGCAUCUUGCGGUAUUACGACAAGGAAGACGCGGUGGCUAGGGAAGGGGCACUGGCCAAGUUGGUCGUGUCGAGUGCCAAGACGACGUUGGACGACGUGACGCCCCAGCUCAACAGCCCCACGCCGUAUGCGUUUCAACUCAAAAGUGGAAAAACGUCGUGGGUGUUGUGCGCCGAAAACGAAGCCGAUUUCGUGGCGUGGCGCGCGGCGUUGGCGACGUGCCUGUAUUUUGAGCGGUGGAACCACCAGCCGGGGCCCCACCACGAUGUGACGACAGUAGUGCUCUCGUCAGACGAGGACAACAGUGACGAAUGUGACGAUGACGAGUGUGACGAUGACGAGUUGCGUCCGCCGUCCCCCCCAGAUCAAAACAACAGGCCCGAGUCGUCCAGAGGAGAAGGCUUCGUGUCCACCCAAGAAGAGGCUCACCAUGCCGCCAACGCCAUCAACAAGGCCGAGACUACAUGGAUUGAAAACGCAGAGUUGUUAGCCCUGCCGCUGCUGACACGACCAACGACCAAGCUGGACGUGAUCGGGUUUGUUGCUUUGAAUGGGGCGAUGGCGGGGGUGGUGCUAGCUCCAUCGAUGGUGCUGUGGACCGUCCUUGUUGUUAUCAACACGGUCGUGCUGUGUCGACUGGUUGCGCUCUCCUCGUAGCCAGCCAAUAUAUAUAUAUAUAUCGGAAUAGGCAAGAAACAACACAGUCGUAUAUUAGUAGUUACUCAACGGAGUCUUGACAAACGGCGGAGUGGUGGACAACGACAUGGUCAUGCACUUUGUCUGUGGCUUGUACUCGACCGUAUACACGGCCAUCUCUUGCAACGGCUGCUCCACGAACCAACUGAGCACCAAGUCGGUAAAAGCCACACACACGGACGGAUGCUACUAGUACCCAUCACCCACCAUAAUGACAUACUAGUAGUAGUACUAGUAGGCCCAGUACCCAAUGUUUAUCUCCAUAUCGCGGCAAGUCGGCGGUUUCGAAUGCUUGCUCUUUGGUUAAGAUGAACGAUUCGUUGCGAAAGCCCACGCGGAUGGUUGGCACGCCCACAAGAUACGACUGGAUCCAAAAUGCGAGCAGUUUAUACCGUUCAAACGUGAACCGGUCCUUGGGUGUAUUUAGUAUGCGGAAUGUCUUGAGCUCGACGUAGUUCGUAGUAUCAUCGUCGUCAUCCUUUGAGGCUGUGACACCGUCCAUUUCAGCGCCAAUCUAAUGUGUCGUCAAGGGUUAGAUGUACGAUAUAGAUAUGUGAUGACAGAGCUAGGACAGGACCAGCAGCUUCUUUUGGCCAAGGGAUACGGAAAACACGCCGCAGUACUCCCCACCACCUACGGCUGCUGACGACAGCACUUCGUACCGCCGGCCAGCGUACGCGCCUUGAGCUUGAUUGGACGAAAAAGAGGACGGUGGAAUAUGUGACAAGGUGACGUUGAGAUAGACGCAGCCUUGAAUGCGCUGCAUUUGCAUCGUAUACGCAGAAUUGGUAUUGUACGGCGUCUAUGGGCAUGUGAAGCAUGGUGAUUUUGCGUAUAUGUGGAGCACCGACCCCCAUGAUCUUGUUGAGGUUGUUUCGAUAGGUCACAACGUGGUACUUUGGCAAUGGCUGGGCAUCGGUGGUGUGGUUGUGGAGGUGUCUGUUUGCUGGCAACAUAGCGUCGAUCACAUGCUCCAGUGGCGCCGUGUUGGGAGGCUCGGCGUAGGCGUCCAUGCCCUCCAACAAGUCCGAAUUCAACGGCGCGGCCUUCUUGAGCAAUUUCUACCAUGCUAACGUAGCACUGUAAUGCCCAUGUACGGACUCACAUACCAAUAGCGACCGAUCGUAGGUGACAUGGCCGUCGGGAUACUUGCUAAACCCACUCACUUGAACAGGCUACAAUUCUCUGAGCGAUGCCAUUGGAAACGUAAGUACUUUGGAGAUGCGCUGCUUGCUUCGUUGCAUUAACUCCCUCAUGCUGGGAAUGGGAAGCACGAGGACGCCAUCAUGCAUGCGGGCCUGCUUGGACCUCCUAGCCUCCACAUCGCUCGAUUCGCCGCUGCGCUUCAUGUCACCAAAGC
Messenger RNA from Aphanomyces astaci, 3181 nucleotides. RefSeq lists its product as hypothetical. Bases 1 to 1782 code for a protein of 593 amino acids. Gene Ontology annotation, molecular function: phosphatidylinositol binding. The record is from RefSeq and is a predicted model, not a curated record. The transcript is spliced from 9 exons. Lineage: Eukaryota; Oomycota; Saprolegniomycetes; Saprolegniales; Verrucalvaceae.